Molecule: messenger RNA, 851 nt
Organism: Ficedula albicollis (Collared flycatcher)
Lineage: Eukaryota; Metazoa; Chordata; Aves; Passeriformes; Muscicapidae
Gene: GBA2
Product: glucosylceramidase beta 2
Exons: 5
Coding region: 1-822 (273 amino acids)
Biological process (GO): central nervous system development; carbohydrate metabolic process
Molecular function (GO): beta-glucosidase activity
Source: RefSeq, a predicted model, not a curated record
AUGCUGGUGCUGGUGACCCUGCCUGUGCUUAUGCUUGAAGCUUUCUGCAGCAGUUUCUGCUGCCCUUCUUGCGUGACCUGCUUUGUGUCCUCUGCAGCCGUUGCUGUUGUGAAUGAGGAUGUCCAGCCCCGGCAGUACCUCAUGUGUGGUCAGACAUCCCAGGUGAAGAUGAAGAAUGUGGUGCCACAUGACAUUGGGGACCCAGAUGAUGAGCCAUGGCAGCGUGUCAAUGCCUACCUGAUGCACGACACUGCUGACUGGAAGGACCUCAACCUGAAGUUUGUGCUGCAGGUGUACCGUGACUACUACCUGACACGUGACUCCCAGUACCUGCGGGACAUGUGGCCAGUGUGCCAGGCUGUGAUGGAGUCAGAGCUGAAGUUUGACACGGAUAACGAUGGGCUCAUUGAAAACGGUGGCUUUGCUGACCAGACGUAUGAUGCGUGGGUGGUGCAUGGAGCCAGUGCCUACUGUGGUGGACUGUGGCUGGCUGCUGUCUGCAUGAUGUGCAAGAUGGCAGAGGUGCUCGGGGAUACUGAGACCCGGCAGAAGUACCUGGACAUCCUGAACAAGGGCAAGGAGGCUUUUGAGAGGAUGCUCUGGAAUGGAAAAUACUACAACUAUGAUAGCAGUGGAAGUAACACAUCCAGCAGCAUCAUGUCAGACCAGUGUGCUGGGCAGUGGUUUCUUGGAGCUUGUGGUCUGGACCAAGGGGAGUUUGAGGUAAGAGAAGGGGCUGCAUGGUGUGGCUGGGCUAAGAUGGGAUCUGUGGCAGGAGGGAAGCAGCAGCAGGGCUGGCAUGUGUUGGGGAUUACACUUUAGGGCCAGUGUGGGGGGCAGCUGCCUGGUCU